AUGGCGACGCCUGUAGCUGUCGCGGAGCGGGAGCUGCGCGAGUAUCUGCACGUCGCUGUGGCGGCUGCUCGCCAGGCGGGCGAGGUGAUUCGUCGCAGCUUCUAUGCGCCAAAGGACGUGCAGCACAAGGGAAAGUUCGACCUGGUCACAGAAACGGACAAGCAAUGCGAGGCACUCAUCAUGCAGCACAUCUCAGCCGCUUACCCUUCCCACAAGAUCAUAGGCGAGGAGGAGUCAUCAGUGCAUGGCACGGCGGGGCUGUCAGAUGACCCCACGUGGAUGGUGGACCCCCUCGAUGGCACCACCAACUUCAUACACCGGUACCCCUUUGUGUGUGUGUCGAUCGGGCUGGCGAUCAGCAAGGUGGUGGUGGUGGCCGUGGUCUUCAACCCCAUCCUCAAUGAGAUGUUCACUGCAAUGAGGGGACAUGGUGCCAUGCUCAACGACGAGCCCAUCCAUGUCUCCCCACAAGCAGACAUGAAGUCAGCGCUGCUCGCCACUGAGAUCGGCACCAAGAGGGAUGCCGCCACGGUGGAGGGGAUAGCAGCGCGCAUCAGCACGCUGCUCUUCCAGGUGCGCUCGCUGCGCAUGGGGGGGUCGUGUGCGCUCAACCUGGCGGGCGUGGCGUGCGGCCGCCUCGACCUCUUCUACGAGAUCGACUUCGGGGGGCCCUGGGAUGUAGCAGCGGGGUCGCUGAUAGUGGAGGAGGCAGGUGGCCUCUGCUUUGACCCGAGCGGUGGGCCGUUUGAUGUGAUGGCACGCCGAGUGGCGGCUUCGAAUGCUUAUCUGAAAGCACCAUUUGUGGAGGCGUUGGCCUGUGAUACGGUUGCCAAUGGCCAAACAUGA
Molecule: messenger RNA, 846 nt
Organism: Closterium sp. Yama58-4
Lineage: Eukaryota; Viridiplantae; Streptophyta; Zygnematophyceae; Desmidiales; Closteriaceae
Source: the annotation of a GenBank genome assembly